AUGUCGUUUGACAUAUUUCCUAUAUUAACCCAAGAGUACAAGGACUAUUUGAGGAAUGAUAGUGUGUGUACGAAAUGCGAGCGUCAUUUCGAUAGCCUCAACAACCUGCGACAUCACAAGCCGGUGCAUCUGAAGCCUUCCGUCGAAUGCUAUGGAUUCACUCCGUCCUUCACCACUUAUUCUACGAUGAUAAUCCAUCUAGAGUCUAGGAGGUAUACGUCUGGUAUUGAUAUUCUGUACUUAGACAAGUCAGCUGCAAUUUUUUAUCAAUGGCAGAAGUUCCUACACGAGGGAUACUAUGACGAUAUCCUUAGCUAUUAUGAUUUGGAGGAAGAGUACGAUAGCGCGGCUUAUCCGUUUAGGUGUCCAGAAUGCGACACUAUGUUUUCGAAACUUUCAGGGCUCUUCCAGCAUGUAGGCAGUGGGUCUUGCGAACAGAGGCUAAACUGCGGGCCGAUAGCCAAGCUUGUGGAGUGGUUGUCAAACAGACAUGCCUAUUAA
Molecule: messenger RNA, 501 nt
Organism: Bipolaris zeicola 26-R-13
Lineage: Eukaryota; Fungi; Ascomycota; Dothideomycetes; Pleosporales; Pleosporaceae
Exons: 2
Coding region: 1-501 (166 amino acids)
Source: RefSeq, a predicted model, not a curated record